GACACACACACACAGACACACACACACAGAAUGUGAAUGGGGGAGGGACAGAGAGAGAGGGAGUCCCAGAUUUGGAAGCUGGCUCUCAGCUCUGAACUGUCAGCACAGAGCCCACUGUGUGGGAGCAGGGUGGGGGGUGCUGAAUUGGGGGCUGAAUCCUGGAAUCUUGAGAUCAUGAUGCGAGCUGAGGUUGGAGAUUUAACUGACUGAGUCACCCAGGUGCCCUUGGCAGUGGGUUUUUUUUAAAGGAAAGCAAGGCAGGAUUUUUCUGUUUGUCUCGUUAUGAAUAGGAGAUGAUAAAAUUCACGUGACUUUCUUACUGACAUGCACUUUUUUUCUGCUCUCACUACUUUAGGACGAAGAUCAUUUAUUGAUUUUAUUUCAGAGCUGAGUCGGCCUCGUUUGCCAAAGGCGGUGCCUAAAGGGUGUCCACCACAGGAGUAAAACUGUUCCUGCAUCAGAGUAAUGAUGGUAGAUCUGACGGUGGCUGACUGCUUGAGCCCUCAGAUCAGGGCUCUGUGGGAGUGCACGGGACCUGUGAUAGCGAGUUCCAGUCACAGGAAGAAACAUACCCCACAAACAAACAGUCUUACUCAAGAAAGUUGUCGCGAGCACUUCCGGAACUUCCACUAUCCUGAUGGCGCUGGACCUCGUGAAGUUGUUAGCCAACUUCAAGAAUUAUGCCGUCAGUGGCUGAGGCCAGAGAUCCAUUCAAAAGAGCAGAUCUUGGAACUGCUUGUGCUAGAACAGUUUGUGACCAUUCUACCCAGGGACAUCCAGAGGCGGAUUAGGAAGCGGCAUCUACAGAGCAUUGAGGAGGCUGUGACCGUGGUAGAACACAUGGAGAGGGGAUCUGGUCAAACGAGGAAUGGGGUUGCAGUCCACGUUCUGGGAAAGGAGCCUGUGCUCUUGAGAGAAACAGCAGAGUCCCAGCCAGUGGGCAUAGCCCAGGAUGAAGAAUUCUGGAAUGCAUACCAAGAUUUGCAAGAACAGCUGAGCAGAAAUACUCAUAAAGAAACUGAGCCUGUGUGUGAGAGGGCUGUGCCUGUUCACCAGAUUCUAGCCUCUUCUGAGAAGAAAAACACCAAAGACUGGACAGGGGCACCUGAGCUGGUCUUGCCUGAGUCCCCCCAGAACUUGUUGACAUUUGAAGAAGUGGCCAUGUAUUUUUCCCAGGAAGAAUGGGAGUUACUGGAUCCCACUCAGAAGGCCCUCUACAAUGAUGUAAUGCGGGAAAACUAUGAGACUCUCAUCUCUCUAGCUGUGCCUACUCACCAGAUCCUAGCCUUUCCUGAGCAGACAAUCACCACAGACUGGACAGGGGCACCUGAGCUCGUCUUACCUGAGUCCCAGAACUUGUUGACAUUUGAAGAAGUGGCCAUGUCUUUUUCCCAGGAAGAAUGGGAGUUACUGGAUCUCACUCAGAAGGCCCUCUACAAUGAUGUAAUGCGGGAAAACUAUGAGACUAUCAUCUCUCUAGGAAUAAAGCACAAAAGUGGCACUGAAAACCACCAGCCUAUAUGUCUUUCUGAUUUAGAAAUAAAGGCCCAAGCAAAAGUUGCCCCGAAAACAACAGGCAAAGAAAACCAUGGUGAUACACACAGGAUAGGAAAGUGGCAUCGAGAUUUUCCUGUGAAGAAAAGAAAGAAACUUUCAAGCUGGAAACAAGAAUUGUUGAAACUUAUGGAUCUUCACAAGAAAGCUCGUGCUGGAGAGAAGCCAUUUAAAUGCCAGGAAUGUGGGAAAAGCUUCAGAGUUAGCUCUGACCUUAUUAAGCACCAAAGAAUUCACACUGAAGAGAAACCAUUUAAGUGUCAACAGUGUGAUAAGAAGUUUAGAUGGAGUUCAGAUCUUAAUAAGCACUUAACAACACAUCAAGGAAUAAAACCAUACAAAUGCUCCUGGUGUGGGAAAAGCUUCAGUCAAAAUACGAAUCUAAACACACACCAAAGAACUCACACUGGAGAGAAGCCCUUUACGUGUCACGAAUGUGGGAAAAAAUUCAGUCAGAACUCCCACCUGAUAAAACACCGGAGAACCCACACCGGUGAGCAGCCGUACACGUGCAGCGUGUGCAGGAGGAACUUCAGCAGGCGGUCCAGCCUCCUGCGACACCAGAAACUCCACCGCUGACUGCAAGUUCAUCUUGUGCCCUCGGCACGAAGAAAUUCCCCAAGUAGAGAUUGACCCUGACAUACAUGAAAAACUACAGAAUCGGGAAGCAUGAAUAACGCUUCGUCGGUGGAAAAAUUGAUGAUAAAAACAUUUCACAGAAAGGAAUCAAGUUUGACUCUGCAGGGAUCUCCGUAAGUCGUUUUGUACUACUUCACGUUUUUAACACAUAACCUUCCGGGAAUUCCUUAGUAAGAAAGGUAUUGAAAAAACAUUCUUGGUUAGAGAAACAUUUUGCAGUUGUAUCUGGCAAAGUACCAAAUCCAGCUUCAAUUAGGAGAUGCACCCAUGGCUCAGUCAGGCUUCUGUGUUCCCAGAGGGCAAAUUCUGUUGGUUUUGCAUUAAAUUCCCAGCCACUUUUAAACACAUAAAUAGAAACAUUUGUAUCAUGGUCUUCCAAAAGAGAAAGCAAUAGCUUGCCUGUUUACUUGCAUUCCUUUGCCUUCAAAGUACUGGGUUUACCAAUUUUAAGAGUCACAUGUCGGGCAGAAGUGAAUUCUGUUGUCAAGUUUUCCAAGAACCAAACUGGAUUUUCUUCCCUUCCCUUUUCAUCAGACACUGUUCGCAAAGUUGGACAUCAUAUGAGUUCCUUCUUGAACGUUUUAGCAACUUUAGCUCUUGAAUUCUUUUAGCGCCAAUUUUACUGUGAUGAAAAGCUAUUUACUUCACCACUAGCAAAUCUACAAGAUAAAUUAAUAAUGCACUAUCUUAUACCUCAUUGGUGGUGUUUAAAAAAAAAUCUCCAAUGAGAUCAUAUGAAAACGGGUUGGAAUGUUUAGCCAUGAAUUAUGUAUGACAUAAAAGGAAGAAUUUUCUGCAAUAAAAGAAACUAGUCCGUUUCGUAUAA
Molecule: messenger RNA, 3019 nt
Organism: Suricata suricatta (meerkat)
Lineage: Eukaryota; Metazoa; Chordata; Mammalia; Carnivora; Herpestidae
Product: zinc finger protein 75A
Exons: 7
Coding region: 466-2133 (555 amino acids)
Biological process (GO): negative regulation of transcription by RNA polymerase II
Molecular function (GO): DNA-binding transcription repressor activity, RNA polymerase II-specific; RNA polymerase II cis-regulatory region sequence-specific DNA binding
Source: RefSeq, a predicted model, not a curated record